This is a messenger RNA of Paramecium tetraurelia, 312 nucleotides long. RefSeq lists its product as uncharacterized. Gene Ontology annotation, cellular component: membrane. The transcript is spliced from 2 exons. Lineage: Eukaryota; Ciliophora; Oligohymenophorea; Peniculida; Parameciidae. The record is from RefSeq and is a predicted model, not a curated record.
AUGUCCAAAGAAGUUGUAAUCGUAGAACAUAAUCCAAAAUAAAUUAAGUCCUCAUUUCAAAGGUGGCUGGUCCUAUUCUCUUAUUCAAUUAUUGCAAUGGCUAAUGUGAUGUAAUUGGUAAGUUACAGUCCGAUUUGGGAGUAGGCAGCAAUAUAUUAUGGUAUUCCACCAUAAGACUUGCAAUGGAUAGGGAAUAUGUAUUAUAUCACAUUUUUUGUUUUGGCUCCUUUUUGCAUAAAACCAUUAUUGGUAAGACUGGAUAUAAGUUUGCAUUUGAUUGGAGUCAUAAGUGCUAUAGGGUAAUAGAGUUGA